This is a messenger RNA of Trichoderma virens Gv29-8, 1893 nucleotides long. Its product is annotated as DNA lyase. The transcript is spliced from 6 exons. Gene Ontology annotation, biological process: base-excision repair. The record is from RefSeq and is a predicted model, not a curated record. Gene Ontology annotation, molecular function: endonuclease activity; DNA-(apurinic or apyrimidinic site) endonuclease activity; phosphoric diester hydrolase activity. Gene Ontology annotation, cellular component: nucleus. NCBI's taxonomy places the organism in Eukaryota, Fungi, Ascomycota, Sordariomycetes, Hypocreales, Hypocreaceae. The annotation marks the transcript as partial.
UACAGAAAUCCAUUCGGGUAUCAGCCAUGGAGAGAAAAGCGUACUUUUCAGGCUAUGUUCGAUAUUCUCGAAGCCGACAUUGUCGUGAUGCAGGAGACCAAGAUUCAGCGAAAAGACUUGACAGAUGAUAUGGUUUUGGUUCCUGGGUGGGACGUAUACUUUAGUCUGCCCAGGCACAAGAAAGGAUACUCUGGCGUUGCCAUAUACACGCGAAAUGCCACCUGUGCGCCCAUCAGGGCAGAAGAAGGAAUCUUGGGUGUGCUCUGCCCCCCUAAAUCUUCGACACAGUUCCGGAAUCUACCCAAAGACCAACAGAUUGGAGGCUACCCAAGACCGGAGCAACUUCCAGGAAAUAUUGACGAAUUGCUAUUGGACUCCGAAGGAAGAUGUGUUAUUCUCGAAUUUCCUGCCUUCGUACUCUUGGGUGUUUACAGUCCAGCUAACCGCGAUGAGUCAAGGGUGGAAUUCCGCAUGGAGUUUCUGCAGGCCCUCGAUGCUAGGGUGCGAAACUUGGUUGCCGAGGGCAAGCAGGUGGUUUUGGUGGGGGAUCUGAACGUGAGUCGCUCCGCGGCCGACUCCACCAACGUUGUCGAGAACCUUCGAAAAGAAGGUCUGAGCAUGGAGGAGUGGAUGAACUUACCCUCACGCCGCCUCUUCAACCAUCUGGUCUACGGAGGCACGGUGCAAGGAGAUCGCGAUGAAGGACGGGAGCAGCCUGUGCUGUGGGAUCUAUGCAGAGAAUUCCACCCCGCACGAGAGGGUAUGAACACAUGUUGGGACACAAAACGAAACACACGACCAGCCAACAACGGCAGCCGCAUCGACUACGUGCUCUGCAGCCAUGGGCUGAGAGACUGGGUCACAGAAGCUAACAUUCAGGAGGGCUUAAUGGGAUCCGAUCACUGUCCAGUAUUUGCCACACUAGCUGAUGUCGUGACGACUGGCAGCGAAAAGGUGCCGUUGUUGAACCUCGUCAACCCACCUGGCAUGGUUGACAGAGACGGUCGACGCCUCCGGGAAUGGCACCCGAAGGACGUCUUGCCUUUAUCAGCCAAGUUGAUUCCUGAGUUUGACCGGCGACAGAGCAUCCGGGAUAUGUUCACGAAGAAAGCUGGCGCUAAGCUGUCGAGCCAGUCAUCGUCAUUGGCGCCUUCCAGCGCUACAGAGUCUACCCCGGAAGGAGACGACUUGGCACGCUUGGAGCAGCCUGGUGCCAACACGAAGACGAGCGUCGCUGAUCAUAGGCUCGGAAUGAGCGGCGCUAGCCACUCCGCAAGUUCACAAUCCUUAACUGGGUUGAGACCAGAGGCGCCAUCCACAAAACGUGCUGCGGGGUCCAUCGAUCGCUCUCGUCCACCCUCUCCGAAGCGAAACAAAAAUGCCAGAAGCUCUCGCGCUGGCACAAAAGGGCAAAAGACUCUACAGGGCUUUUUUCAGCCCUCAUCUACUAACCGGGUGGUAGGGAGAAGAGACAGCGACACCACCACGAGUGCCAACGCCAACGCCAGCGCCCCAUUUUCUUGCAAGCAAACAACAACGCAACCCUCUGAGCCCCCGUUGUCACACCAGGCCCAGCUAGCUUCCCCUGUUGACAAUCUGCCGCUAGAGAGAAGCGGUGGUGAUUGGAUAGAGGGCUUGCCGGAUUCAGUGGUAUUUGAUCCGAUUCAAGCAAAGGAAUCCUGGUCGAAACUUCUCGGAAAACGGAUGCUUCCCCGAUGUGAGCAUAAUGAACCCUGCAUCAGCCUCACCACUAAGAGGCCAGGAGUGAACUGUGGACGGUCAUUCUACAUUUGUGCCCGACCACUAGGCCCCUCUGGCGAAAAAGAACGCGGCUCUGAGUGGCGGUGCGGUACUUUCAUUUGGAGUAGCGACUGGAACGGAUCGCCAUCGUAG